CCUGACAGACGUUAACCAGGGAUGUAUUGCCAAUGUUGUUCAGAAUCGUCGCAUGUUUCCAACGUCAUCACUUACGGCAACAAGGAACGAUCUUGGUUCUGAGGGCACACGUGUGGUUGUUGUAAACGUUUACCCAUGGCAGGCUCGUUUUCUCGGGAGCUCGAGGAUUUGUUAAAUCCGUUGCCUAAAUUUGCUGAUCCAGAGGAUGACGAUGAUGACGAGACCACCAAAGCCAAAGUGAUAGAAGGAUUCAACGAGGACGAUGACGACGACGAAGAUGGGGUCGGACCCAGCGCUUUGCGGACGCACAACACGUCCUUGCUGUCAGAGACGGACAGAAGGUACGUGGGGAAGGCAGUCUCUCGUAAACAGCUGCUCAUUGAUAUUGAGGGGUCUGCUGAUGAGGAGGACGGUGAUGAUGAUGAUGAUGAUGAUGACGACGACGACGACGAAGAGGAGGAGGAGGGCUGCAUAGAGCUAGAAGAAGAUGAAGAAGAGGAUUCUGUUGGGAGCGAAGAGGCAGAUGGUGGCGAUGAUGAAAGUUAUUUAGAAGAUGAGGAGGAGGUGGGCAGCGAUGCACAACUAGCAUCUAAGACAAAUGGUGCUGACAUGACCUUUCCUCAGGGAGUGGACUUAUAUAAACUGACCGAUGGCAUGGAUGACCUGGGAGUGAGUGAAGAUGAUGAUAGUGGCGAGGACACUGAAAGCAGCGAUGAAGAUGACGGUUCUGAUGAUGAAGAGAUGGAAGAUGAUAAUGAAGAUGGCGAGGGCGAGGGAACUCUCCGCACAUUUUCCCAAGAAAAAGUAGACGAGGAGGUCGAGAAAGGGAAGGCUGUGAAGAACCAGCUGGCCCUGUGGGACCAACUGCUCGAGGGUCGGAUCAAAAUCCAGAAAGCUCUGGUGACCGCCAACCAGCUUCCCCAACCGCAGACUUUCCCAGAGUUCAAGAGGAGGGGUGGAGCCAAGCUUGCGGGAGAGCUGAAGAACACCCACAAAGCUUUGAAAGCUCUUCAAAGAUCCUUACUGGAGCUGCACGAUCAGCUACUCUACCAGAACGCAGAAACAAGGACCAUCGCUUUGGGGAAGGCGGGAACAAAAGAUGAAGAUGAAGAGAUAAACAGUGACGAGAAUGAGGAUGAGCAGGUGUCUUUGCAGGAAGGUGGAGCACCUAAACGAAAACUGGAGAUGGCAGAGUACCCUGACUUCAUGGCCAAACGAUUUGCUGCUUUCACACCUUACCGUAAUGCCACAUUGCAGAAAUGGCAUGACAAAACCAGACUGACUAUGGGCAAAAGCUGUAAGGGUUUUGGGGCGUUCGAAAGAAACAUAUUGACCCAAGUGGAGCAGGUGUUGAUGGACAAUGAGAGGCUGGUGCGUCGCACCCAGACCCGACGCUCAGAGUACACGAUCCUGGGGAAAAAAGAAGCUCCCACUCUUGUCUCUGAGACCGUCUUUCCAGAGGGAGAAGAGGCGGAACGACAGCUGAAAGCAAACACGCAUCUAAAGGAUCUGGAUGAGGAUAUAUUUGAUGAUGAUGAUUUCUACCAUCAGCUACUCAGAGAGCUGAUUGAGCGCAAGACCAGUGCAGCGGACCCCAAUGACCAGGUGGCUAUGGGCAGGCAGUGGCUGGCUAUCCAGAAGCUGCGCAGCAAGAUCAAGAAGAAGGUGGAUACCAAAGCCAGCAAGGGGCGUAAAGUCAGAUUCCACAUCCACAGUAAGCUUGUCAAUUUUAUGGCUCCUAUUGACCACAGCUCAAUGAGUGACGACGCACGCAGCGAACUGUAUCGUGGCCUGUUUGGCCAGAACUCCUCAGCCAGGGAGUGACGUGACCGAGCUACGCAUGUGGAGCAGAUGCCAAAGUGCUGGCAUAUAAACAAAACGGUGCCUUUUUUCGCACUCACAGCAACGGUGCAAAGCAGCAGAGUGGGUUUUGUCUGAGCCUGCUGUCAGAAGAAACUCCUCAGAGUGCAGUUACGGUGCUCUGACUUGACAGGAUAUUGACUGACUCACUUCACUUCUACCUUUUGAUAAUGAAUAACAUUUUCAGUGUGUUUUGUUGCCUUAAGACAAAUUUGUGAUAAAAGAAAUUGUUUCUGCCAAAA
Messenger RNA from Scatophagus argus, 2102 nucleotides. RefSeq names its product apoptosis antagonizing transcription factor (gene aatf). Lineage: Eukaryota; Metazoa; Chordata; Actinopteri; Scatophagidae. The record is from RefSeq and is a predicted model, not a curated record. The transcript has a single exon. Gene Ontology annotation, cellular component: nucleus; nucleolus. Gene Ontology annotation, biological process: regulation of transcription by RNA polymerase II. The coding region runs from base 136 to 1824 and encodes 562 amino acids.